UGGCGCUGGCAUUUGAGCUACUGCUCAGGUGCGGUCGCGUUCGGUCUGAUGUGUGCCGAGAAGGUGGGGCGCUGGCGGAGCCGAGUCACUAAGCUUUAGCAGGCCGGGGCCACAGGCAAGGCUGAUGGGCUAGGGGAAAGGCUGCGUGUGAGACGGGGUGACGGCGGGGACCAGCCCGGGCAGGGACCGGGACUGGGGAUCCCUGAGCAGCCGGCUGGCCCGGCUGGAGGGAGUAGCUUAAGGGUGCGUUUCCAUCUCAAGAAAUCAGAGCGGGGAAGGCCACCCUGCGGGGAAGAGGAUAAGUGGAAGUGUCCGGAAGCGAGAAACUGGCAGCAGGCGUUAGUCUGGGGAAACGGAAGAGUCAGAGGAAAGGGGGAAGUUUGUGGAAGUAACUGACAGGGCUGAGCGACCCGGAAAGAAGGCUGGUGGAAGUGAAACAAGAGUGAAGUGAGGCGCGAGAGAAGAAGGUCUGUGUAAGUGGAUCGAGGGAAAGUGGAGGAAGAGUGCCCGAGGUGGCUGGAAGGCAGCGGAGCCGAGCGAGCCUGAGGGCGUUUGGAAAGUGGAAGAGUUGGUUGGUGGUAAAGAAAGUCAGGACCCGAAGUCGGCCUCGGAGAAUAGGCGACGUGUUCGGGAUGUGGGAUCAGAGACUGGUCAGAUUGGCCCUGCUGCAGCAGCUUCGAGCUGUCUAUGGCAUUAAGGUCAAGGGUGGCCGCGGUCAGUGCGAUCGCAGGAGACACGAAACUGCAGCUACGGAAAUAAAGGGUAAGGUAUUUGGAGUUCCCUUUAAUUCCUUGCCUCAUUCAGUCGUUCCAGAAUUUGGACACAUUCCAAGCUUUCUUGUUGAUGCAUGCACAUCUUUAAAAGAGCAUAUUCAUACAGAAGGGCUUUUUAGGAAGUCGGGGUCUGUUAUUCGUCUAAAGGCACUAAAGAGUAAACUGGAUCAAGGUGAAGCUUGCCUGUCUUCUGCACUUCCGUGUGAUGUUGCAGGCCUGCUUAAGCAGUUCUUCCGGGAAUUGCCAGAGCCUGUCCUCCCAGCUGAUCUGCAUGAAGCACUUUUCAAAGCUCAGCAGUUAGGAGCAGAGGAGAGGAAUAAAGCUACAUUGUUGCUGUCGUGUCUUAUGGCAAAUCCUACAGUUGAUACAUUAAGAUACUUCUUUAACUUUCUUAAGAGUGUUUCUCUUAGGGCAAGUGAGAAUAAAAUGGACAGCAGCAAUCUUGCAGUAAUAUUUGCACCAAAUCUUCUUCAGACAAGUGAAGGCCAUGAGAAGAUGUCUGCCAACACAGAGAAGAAGCUACGUCUGCAGGCAGCAGUAGUGCAGACUUUUAUUGACUGUGCAUCAGACAUUGGACGAGUGCCAGAUUUUAUCCUGGAAAAGAUACCAGCCAUGUUAGGUAUUGAUGGACUCUGUACUACUCCAUCCCUGGAAGGCUUUGAAGGAGACUUUGAAACUCCUGGUGAAUGUAAGAGAAAAAGAAGACAGAGUGUUGGAGAUUUUGUGAAUGGAGCUCUAAAUAAACUUAAAUCUAGCAGAACACCCUCUAUUACACCUCAACAAGAUAGGACAGCUCAGGCCUCUGUAUCACCAUUGAUUCUCACACCGAGUGUUAAGCGUAAACUGCCAGGAGAGUCUUCUCAAGCUUUCUCGAGUAAGAAAAGAAAGUCCAUCAAGCACAACUUGAACUUUGAGCUGUUGCCAAGUCACUUCUUCAGCAGCAAUUCUACACCAGUAUCAGUUCACUUGGAUACCAGUCCUGACGGGUCAUCUCAGACUUCUCUCUCACCGAUCGCCAUGGGUGGGAACCACUCGGUCAGUACAGAACUAAGGCGAAGUAAAAGGAUUGCCAGCAAAAAAGUUUACAGGGUAGAGUCAGGAAAAGCGGGCUGCUUCUCUCCCAAAGUCAGUCGUAAAGAAAAGACCCGAAGAUCUCUCCGUCUGAAAUUUAGUCUGGGGAAGAACAGAGAUUCAGAUGGAUGUUCUGUCAUCAAUAGAUAUGAAAAUGUUGGUCGACGACUAGCGAAUCAGCAAAAUCUAAAAAGUAGGAUUGAUUCUGUAAAGACAGGCCUGCUUUUUAGCCCAGAUAUUGAUGAAAGAUUGCUAAAGAAAGGCUCAGAAAAGAUCAGCAAAUCUGAGGAACACUUGUUAACUCCAAAUCAACUAGAUGGAACAGGUUACCGGAUGUCUUGGACCGAACCCAGUAAUUCAAGUUUUCAAGACAUGAGUGCAAAUGGAACUUCUCCAAUAAUGCAAAAUCUUGAGGUGAAGAGCUUUUCUUUGGAGCCUGACAUUACUGUUGAAAAAUCACCAGUUGUGUCCUGUGAGCUCAGGCCUUCCACCUUCCAUAGCCAGCCUGACAGCAGUGUGCUAGGGACCUCUCUUAGUGGGGAUGAAGGGAACCUGGCCUCCGAGACCUUGCAGAAGAUUCAGAAAGCAUUUUCCGAAUCUGGGGGUGAUCUUCAUAUGGUGAUAAAUCAUGAGCAGUCAUCAGUAACAAAUACGGGGGAAGAAGUGGAAUUCAGAGAUGUGACCGUGAGUGAGUCAAAGGGACAUGAUGGGAGCUCUGCUGGGGAGGAAGAGAACUGUCCCUCAGAACGGAAUUUCUCACCGGAUCAAAGCCCAGAGUUUGCCAGAGAAGCUGAUGAGGAAUGUUACUCAACUCAGAUGAAGGUGGAAUAUGAAGGCCUGCACUCAGAAACACCCAAAGCUGACCUCCUCAUCCUGCAAGCAUUCCCUGGUGAGGAGCCAGCUGAGGAACCACAGUCCCCAAGGAACCAGCUAAACACUCCAUCACAGGGGAAUGAGAAUGUGGGGGAGAGUGCUGGGGCAUCUGGAGCUCCCAAGGAAGAUGAGAGCACGUGCAGUGUGGUGGUCCUUUCGAAACCUCGGCCCCAGAGACUUUCGAGGCAACAGUCACUGGUGGAAAAAUGUGACAGUGCAGCUCCUGGGGCUCUACAAGUGACAGAGCACGGGAAGGUUUCUGAUCACAUACAGUGGUUUAAUAAACUUUCUCUGAAUGAACCGAACAGAGGAAAAGUGAAGUCACCUCUUAAAUUUCAGCGUACUCCUGUCCGUCAGUCUGUCAGAAGAAUUAAUUCUUUGUUGGAGUAUGGCAGGCAGCCUGUGAGGCAGAAGUUGGCAAUCCUUGGUGACGCAGCUUCUCCUCUCGUUAAAUCAGUGAGCUGUGACAGUGCUCUUCCCUCUUGUGUACAAAACACAUCAAAAGGUUCCACUGCUCCACAUAUCAUGUCAGGUCUGGAAGCACAGAAGUCUACGUCUUGUAAUAAAUCAAGUGUUGAGUUAACUUCUAAAUCUUUCACGAAAAUGAAGAGACAUCCGGAUCCUUUGAGUGCUUCUCUUGGGACUCCCAGACUUUGUAAACAGGAGAACAAGUCUAAUGGCCACAUUAAGUUUCCUUUGGAUGAUCUCACGAAUCAUGAGAGAUUAAAGUUUGUUGUAAAUAACAAUAUGGCCUUUUCUCCAGGGAUGAAAAACAGAGUUGUUCGGAAACCAUCAGAAAAAGAAAGGGUCUGGUACAAAGGUUCUCCUAAAAAUCCUAUUGGAAAGACUCAACUGCUCCCAACGAGUAAGCCUGUAGACUUGUAACUGUCAAAUGCAGCGCGCUCGUCAUCACUGUAAAUAAAAUUAGCAGUUGCUGGGUCAGGUUGCAGAAUGCAGAGUGCUGGUGUGUAGAUGCGGCGGGCGGGGCAGUUGCAGGAUGCUUGUGUGCUGGUGUAGCUCGGGUGCUUGUUAAGUAGGGUCUUUCUGAAGUGGUCCCACUGUAGAGCAGUUUGGACUGUCAUACUUGCACAUGGGGCUACUUUGUUUCUCUUUAUUAUGAUUUCCUGAAGCAGGGGUUAUAAUAAGGAAGAUAUUGUUGCCUAGGUUUAUUUAUAUAAAAGGGACAUGAGUUUUAUUCUGCAUGCUUGAUCAGAAGAAUGCAGGAAGGUGCGCUUGUGCCUCUUGUUAUUUCUUCACAUCAGGAACAUUGUCCACAGAAACUUCUAGGACAUAAAGGGAAUGGUGAAGCCCUGCAAACCUUAUGUCUUGAAUUAUUCAUGUUUGUUGCAUUGACCCAAAACCAAGAAGUUAAUUGGCCUCAGUGGUAUGUGAACACUUUUGUUGGAGACAGAGGGAUUUGGUCAGCAUUGCCCGUGGUUUCACUUGAAUUUUGAAUUAAAGACAGUGAAUAAAGCAUAAUGACAACAAAGUGCUGCGUACUUUAUAAUGUCGAGGUAAACGAUUAAUCGUAAGCCAUACUUCAUUUUUAAAGGUGAUUUGGAUCAUAUUUUGUCCAAUAUGACAAUGAAAUUUUUAGGGAGGUAUAAUUAAACUGGAAAAUUUUAAUCAAGGUGUUUUUUUCCUAUGAAGAUGGUUGAUUUUAGAAUUUGAAUUGUUAAUGUACCUCUGUACAUUUUACUUAGAUAAAUAUUGGAUAGUGUUAUCAUGUGUUUAAAUGUUAUUUAUUUAGCAUAGACAUUAAAAAUAGCU
Mus caroli (Ryukyu mouse) is the source of this 4487-nucleotide messenger RNA. It is a transcript of the gene Arhgap11a, whose product is annotated as Rho GTPase activating protein 11A. The record is from RefSeq and is a predicted model, not a curated record. Gene Ontology annotation, biological process: signal transduction. Gene Ontology annotation, molecular function: GTPase activator activity. NCBI's taxonomy places the organism in Eukaryota, Metazoa, Chordata, Mammalia, Rodentia, Muridae.